AUGCUGCUGAAACCAGCAACACCGCUCUCCGUGUUAUUGUUCAUUGCUUUUGCGCUGCUUUUGCUAUCCACCCUUUCCACUCCUGUCAUCAAAGCCAUUCCAUUGGCGACAUACCAGAAUGUCGAUUUUGGUGUAUUUGGAUAUUGUAGGGGAUCGCAAUGUAUACCGGCUCGCGUGGGAUACGACACUGGAAACAUCUUCGGCACGAAUGAAAGCGAUAAUGGCGACUUUAACCUCCCCUCGAGCGCUCGAAACUCUCUCUCCGCAAUUCUGGUCAUCCAUCCCGUCGCCGCUUUUUUGACUCUGGUCUGCUUUAUCAUGGCCGUGACCUCUCACCUUCACUCACCAUCCCAUUCGCCACGAUACCUGCUCGCUCUUUUGAUUCUUCUUCUACCGACGGUUUUGGUCAGCUUAUUGGCAUUUUUAGUCGAUAUUCUACUAUUUGUACCGCAUUUACAAUGGGGAGGAUGGAUUGUUCUCGCUGCGACAAUUAUUCUCGUCGCGUGCGGAGUCGUCACCUGUGCCAUGCGUCGUACAUUAGUCAGUCGUAAAGCCCGCAAGAAGCUUGUCGCAGAAAACGCAGAAAUGAGCGGUGAGAAUUUCUACAACCGACAACGCGCCGACGCUGCAGCUGCACAACUUGCCAAGGCAGAAUCUCCGCCUCCCCUUCCUCUCAAUACCGACGUGAAGGCUCCAUUGAUCACUGGAAAUUCGCAUUCAGAUUCAGCACCGACUUUUACCACCUAUGCUUCGAGUCGCACGACCGAUGAAAUCCCAUUGAAUGGCGGAGAGGAGACUGCGUUCUACGAUAAUUCUUCUCGACCUGUGCGACCCGGUUAUCAUGGACCGCGGGACGAAUAUGGAAACCCAAUUUCUCCUGCAGCCGCUGGUGCUAUUGAUGCAGUCUUGGGUCUCAAAGAGGACCGCAAGGAUACGGCCCUCCUGGACAAUCCCAACGAGGCCGCGGUUAUCCUCCUCGCGGUGGAUAUCGAGGAGGACCACCUGGUCCUUACGGUAGCCGUGGACGCGGACCUCCACCAAAUGGCCGGGGCGGUUCAAUGCGCGGUGGUAUGCGACCUCCUCCUGGCGGUAUUCCCCGUAAUCGUGGGCCGCCACCGGGCUACCCUCCACGAGGUGGUGGGCCAGGCGGAUACGAUCAGUAUGCAGCCGUGGGUAGACGUCCAUCUGACGGUGCGCCCUACGGCCCUGGUCCUGCUCGCAGCAACUCAAACAACUAUUCUCGGCCGUAUGGACCUGGCCAAGCACGCAAUCCGUCUGCUUCACAGCCAAACUUGCCGGGAAUGGGCGAUGGUGCGAUUUUCCAACAACGAGUCUCUUCCCAGCCCAACCAGUGUAUACAGCAAUGAACAAUAUGUCCCACCACGCGCAGCAUGGCAACGCGGUCCCGAACGCGGCAUGAGCAACAGUCCCGCCCACGCCCGCCAACGAUCAGGCGAUCAAUACUAUGAAGACAUCGAACCCCGGUUCGCAGAAGAGAACAACACCGGCGGCAAACACGUGCCCUCGGUGCUCAUGGCAGGAAGACCAGCUGGUGAGCGUCACCCAUCUCCACCAUCUCCUCCACCACCCAUCAAAAUUCCCGGUGAGAACGUCGGCGAUCUUGGACCUGGCUCACCGGCUAUCAGCGAUAUAAGUCAAGGAAGUCACUUCACGUCGAUAUCGGAGCGACCCAUAAACCCGAAAUGGCAGGGCGCACCUCCACCUGUGCCCGCGGCAGCAAAUAGAGGACCGCGAGUGCAGGAUGUGUUGCUCGAAGGAAAUCCGGAUUUUGAGCUACCCGGUGCUAUGACUCGAGGUGGGCGCGGUGGAGGGUCCAGAUAUGGCAGGGGAGCAGGGCGGAUGACGCCCGUGAUUGAAAAUUCGGGAAGUCGUUAUCCAUCCUAA
Molecule: messenger RNA, 1905 nt
Organism: Talaromyces amestolkiae
Lineage: Eukaryota; Fungi; Ascomycota; Eurotiomycetes; Eurotiales; Trichocomaceae
Exons: 5
Coding region: 1-1905 (634 amino acids)
Cellular component (GO): growing cell tip; cell division site; plasma membrane
Source: RefSeq, a predicted model, not a curated record